AUGGCUCCUGCGGGCGGUAGCGGCGGCUCAGCGGCGGGGAAGAUGGCGCCGUCGCACGUCCUCAAGUGCUGCCAGAGGGUGCUGGCGUGGGUGCCCGUGGUCUUCAUCGCCUUGGUCGUGGCCUGGUCCUAUUACGCCUACGUGGUGGAGCUCUGUGUGUUUACAGUUACCUCAAUUGGAGAAAAAGUUGUCUACCUUGUGAUUUUUCAUCUAUCAUUUGUUAUGUUUGCGUGGUCCUAUUGGAAGACUAUUUUUACAUCUCCUGCCUCCCCUUCCAAUGAGUUUUGCUUAUCAAAAACUGAUAAGGAGCAAUAUGAAAAAGAAGAGAGACCAGAAUCUCAGCAGGAAAUUCUAAGAAGAGCUGCUAAAGAUCUCCCUGUCUAUACAACAACAACAUCAAGAGCUAUUAGAUACUGCGAUAGAUGCCAGCUAAUCAAACCUGAUCGAUGUCAUCAUUGUUCUGCAUGUGACCUAUGUGUACUGAAAAUGGAUCAUCAUUGUCCUUGGGUGAAUAACUGCGUGGGAUUUUCCAACUACAAGUUUUUUCUCCUCUUUUUAUUUUAUUCCCUCCUGUAUUGUCUGUUUGUUGCUGCUACGGUUCUUCAGUAUUUCAUAAAGUUUUGGACAAAUGAACUACCAGACACCCGUGCAAAAUUCCAUGUUCUUUUCCUUUUCUUUGUGGCUGCCAUGUUCUUCAUCAGCAUACUGUCAUUGUUUAGUUACCACUGCUGGCUAGUUGGUAAAAACAGAUCAACAAUUGAAGCUUUCCGGGCACCAAUGUUUCGAAAUGGGCCUGACAAAAAUGGCUUCUCUCUUGGAUGUCAAAAAAACCUAAGAGAGGUUUUUGGAGAUGAAAAGAAAUACUGGCUGCUCCCUAUAUUUACGAGCUUAGGAGAUGGUUGCAACUUUCCAACACGCCUAGUGAUUAUGGAUCCCGAGCAGCUCGCUGUCUCAAGCCAAAAUGAAACUGUUAAAAGGUGUGCGCAAUGCUUUCUACAUAGGUACACAGAAGUCUGCUGUUGCAUGUUCCCACACACAGUGGACCACUUUUAUCUCAUCAGCAGAUAAUCAGAGACAAGAAUUCAUUCCCCAAAUAGUUUUAAACCUAAUUGCAAUGAGAGUUUAUGAGAGAAUGAAUGCAUAAUGCAACACAUGUCAAGCCUGGCAUGAAACUCUCAAUUUGCUUGCCCAUCAUCAUCCCUUUGUCUGAAACAGUAUAUUGGACUGAUUGUGAAGUUUCUUAUUCUAGAGCAGAGAGAAAAAUGCUGAUGUGGGAAUCCCAUUCUCUUCAGAAAAAGAGUUAAUAGGGAUUCUGGUGUGGGUUCUGUGGAGGGAAACCACACUCUUCCAGUUUCUAAAUGACCCACCAGUAAGAUUGGUCAUAGAAACAAAACCAGAGUUGAUAAGAAUACAGGAUAGACAUGUUAGGUUCUACAGGUUGAAGAUAUUGAUAGCCCACUCUGUAAAUACCUCUACCUUUUUUCUGACAAUACCUGGACAGGCUAAGUCCUCAGCUUCCACUAUAGGAAGUACCGUAUUUCAAGUUUAUUCUGACUGAAGAUAGGUGCUAAAGGAAGCUUUGCAGGCCAGUUGGGCUGUCUAGGGAAACGAAGAGAUUGAAAUCUCUUCUUCCUCUUGAACUGUUUUCUAACAUCUAGUUUGGACCAUUCCCUCUAUAAUUUAGAGUCUAGGAUAGGGCAGAAAAAAGGAGAAGAUUGCUGCCUGGCAUCAAUGCCAAACUGAAUUCAUCUGAGUCAUGAAGUUCAAGUCUAGGUGCAGACUGAUGAUGUCUGAUUAGACUGUGCAGAAUUCUUUUUUGGCAAGCAAUGUGUAGUUAUCACCCUUUUAAGGUAGACUAGACUAGGAAACCAAAGUAAUAAAUGUUAAUACUACAGUACCUUUAUUGUAAAAUUACCAUAACAGAAUCAUACGAGUCUGACUAUACUCCCUCCCCCUUUCCUUUAUCUUAGUGAGAACUAGGGAGGGUCUUUCUCAAUCUACAUUUCUGCUCUAGACUCAGAUAUAUGUCAUUUGACCAUUGCCUUUGUUGCAGUUGUUCCUCCUGCUUCUCAAAGUUAUUCCUUCUUCCCAAUAUAAUCUAUUUGAUAUUUGUCAGAUGUUACUAGUAUUGAAAACAACAUAUUCCAAAUCAGGUAUUCCAAACAAGGCUUUAAAUUGCUGUUUGUAAUAGAAAGGUUUGUUUUAUAAAUCUUUUGUCAUGUGACUAUAUUGAGAGAGGAUCAUUGCUGCCUGAUGCAAAGACUGAGGAGAGGGGGAGAUCGUCCCUUAUCUGUGGACAAUACUUGAUUGUCAUUCCUGUCAAAGGUCUGCCUCUAAGAAGGCCAGGACUUGGGCAGUGGAAACGGAUCAUGAAAACUUCCUUUUUUUUCCUGACCCAUCUGUAAAAGGAUUGUCACAUCAACAUAUGUGUGAAUGGUGAAAAUGGGGGUGUUUGGUUGUAAGUGAAGAUCUUCAAAGCUGCAGCCUGACUGGGUGUUCGUGACUGGCUAAUGAAAAGUAGCUAGAGCUUUAAAGUGGAAUAUUACCUGAAGAAGUCACUAUAGAAGCUUGAAAGGUAUCAUUCCAUUGAGAGGCCAGCAAUUCAAGAAAUGUAGCACUUAUCACACCUCCUCUUGCGGAAGAGAACUGAGGGUAUUCAGUGUUAUGCGUUGGAUGCUUAACCCCUCUUGCCCUUGUGUGCCAUAGGUCCUCAGAGAAAUCCAUAACUGUUUUUUUUUGGGGGGGGGCUAUGUAAAAGGUUCCCAAAAAGGUAUCUUAAAAAGGGAAAGUAGGUUUAAAAAAAUAAAAAUGAGCAAAAGAAUCUGUGGUUUAUCUUGACUUUUGAGAUGGAAGAAGCUUGUGUAGUUAUUAUAUUUGUUCUUCAAAACAAGGAGAGCUUCAAAAUAGCUAUCUCCUCCAACAGGAACCAAUCCUCUCUAUCCCUACCUUUACCAUGGGGAAAUAGGAUUACCUUUUACCUCAAUCCAAUGGCACCAUUUCAGCAGUAAAGAGAUAAACUGCUGUUGAAUCUUCACUUUCCCAGAAUGCAGAGGGCUGAAGUUUAUAGAUGCUGUUUAUCAUUGGCUGGGCCAAUGCUACAGAACAGCCUUCGAAGGAUCAGAAGUGACCCACCCACCCCCACUUCCAAUUGCUGGCUAUCUGAAGAUAUUACAAGUAGAAGUAGGCCAAAGUGCCUAUGUUUAAUGGCUUUGGGAGGCAGGGUGAAGAGGAAUGGUCAAACAAGAGGCAGCUAAGCCCACAAAAGGAAUGUGGAUAUGAUAAAUGUCUUAGAAGGGACACUCCCUUGUUUCUUGGGUUGUAAAUGCAAGGGGGUGUUGUACUUUCAAACUUGCAAGGUCCUAUUAUUGUAAGCUUACAAUCAGAGGUGGGUUUCAUAUAAUUUUAUCACCAGUUCGCCGCACACCAAAAAUGUGAGCUUUUCUCGCACACGCAGCUUGCACACAUGCACACAGCUUAGAAAACGUGGCUAAAUAGGAUGGCAUAGCAGGUCGCCUCUACCAGUUUAUGCGAACCAGCUGAAUACCGCCACUGCUUACAAUAAA
Messenger RNA from Ahaetulla prasina, 3563 nucleotides. It is a transcript of the gene ZDHHC20, whose product is annotated as zinc finger DHHC-type palmitoyltransferase 20. Gene Ontology annotation, cellular component: Golgi apparatus; endoplasmic reticulum. The coding region runs from base 1 to 1068 and encodes 355 amino acids. The transcript is spliced from 10 exons. Lineage: Eukaryota; Metazoa; Chordata; Lepidosauria; Squamata; Colubridae. The record is from RefSeq and is a predicted model, not a curated record. Gene Ontology annotation, molecular function: protein-cysteine S-palmitoyltransferase activity. Gene Ontology annotation, biological process: peptidyl-L-cysteine S-palmitoylation; protein targeting to membrane; synaptic vesicle maturation.